Messenger RNA from Lottia gigantea (owl limpet), 2780 nucleotides. RefSeq lists its product as hypothetical. The record is from RefSeq and is a predicted model, not a curated record. Bases 1 to 2304 code for a protein of 767 amino acids. Lineage: Eukaryota; Metazoa; Mollusca; Gastropoda; Lottiidae. The transcript is spliced from 3 exons.
AUGGCAUUAGAUUCUGCAAUGUGCUCUAAUGUUUGGCUGAUUGUUGUGGCUAACGUCUUUCUCGAUCCUGUAUUUGUAGUUGGUGGAAAGAAGAGGGUGUUAGAUUCCAAUUCAGAUGGUAAUAAAAGAAGUAAAACCUCCACCACUGGAAUGGAUGUCUCCACAUUGAAUGAAAUGGUAAAAUAUAACCAACAACAAUUUUCUACGAUUACUGAUAGUGACCUUUCCAUAGAAGAAAAGCAAGAAAAAUUGAAGAAAGUUAUUGAGAGACAGUCUAUGUUGUUAGAAAUGCAGAGUGAAAUGAUAAAGAAUGAGCAAUAUUCAGAUGACCCUAUGGAAGGCAAAGACAGUGGUAGUGCUAGGGGAUCUCAUAUGGACAGGGGUCCUCCCAUGGGAAGAGGACCACCUAAGCGUAUGGGACAUCCAAUGGGUAUGGGACCUCCAAUGAGUAUGGGUCCUCAAAUGGGAAGGGGUCCACCAAUGGGAAGAGGUCCACCUAUGGGAAGAGGUUCCCCAAUGGGAUUUGAGCCACCUAUGGGUAUGGGUCCUCCUAUGGGAAGAGGUAUGGGUGGGCCACCUAUGAUGGAUGGUGGAAUGCAUAGAGGAGGUGGUGGUAUGAUGGGUCUGGGAGCUCGAGAUUUCAGAAAAGGAUUUAAUUUCAACCAACACUUUAUGAAUUAUGAUGAUGCUCCACCACCACAAUCUCAAAACAUCAGCAUUGAGGAGAAGUUCAUGUAUUUUAAAGAUCUACUAUUGGAUCAGUUUGAUCCAGCUUUGACAUGUUUCCAAAUGAUAGAAAAAGGACGUAGAAGUAUUGAUGAUGUUAUGAUGAAGGUUCGCACAGAUUAUCGAUUUGACCGACAUGAUGACCAAGAAGGAUCAGAAAUUCAUGGUAAACUGAAGAUUUUGGGCGUUGCUAUUGCUAAGGCUUGUGGAAGUCAUGAAAAGAUGGUUCGUGAGGAAGUCUUUCGACGAGCCUUAUAUAUUCUUCAUACCAAAACAGUUAGUGAAAUCUUACAGAUAUCAAAUGAAGAAAAUGAAAGUGAACGACCACUGAAGUUUGUGUACAGCUAUAGUAAACAACAGUUAUUAAAACUUUACAGAAAGAUGCCAAAAACUGACAAUCCAAGAGACAUCAUACGAGAUUUGGACUUCAUUUGUUCCAUGACUGGUAUACAAAUUACCUGUGUUCUAUAUCGAGGAGAUACAGAAGAAAAUAAAGUAAAGUGUGAUGUGUAUACAGAUGAUUGUUUUCUGGGCUCUGGUGAAGGACUAGAGAGAAAAGAAGCUAUCAAGAAGGCUUAUCUGAAUGGUUAUGAGCGAUUACGUUCUAAAACUUUAGAUGAAUUAGUCAAUGACUACAAGAAAUUGAUUGUAUUAAAUCGCCAAGAUUCCAAAAUUCUAGAUAUUUUGGUAAAGGGAAGGUUCUAUGAAGUUGGUAGUAAUAUUGGAGGGUUGAUCUCGAAAAGAGCUAAGGAAGAUCAAGGUUCAGAUGGACAAAAUGAAGUGGUUGUUAUGAUUCAGACUGGUGAACAGGAACCAGUACCAUAUAAAGUAUUAGAAACCACAGCAACAGCUAAUAAUCUAUUGGUAGAAUACGUUCUUCAUUCUUCAGAUAAAGUUAGAGAUUGUAAAGACUUUAGAUGUUUGAUGUACAUUAAUGGUAAACUGAUAUCAUGUUCCAUUGGUCAGAAUAAACCACAAGCUAAAUUUAGUGCUGCUGAAUGUGCUGUUAGAGAAUUAACUUGUAGAUAUUCAUUAAUAGAGUACAUAACAAGGAGAUAUAUAGCUACUACUUCUAAUGAAGAUCUGAUAGAGAUGGCCAUGACUUUAAAACGAUCUGGUAGAGAUAUUAAAGAUGAAAUUCCUGCAGAAUUUAUAAAUAAUCCAACUGGUGAUGAACUGGACCCAUUUAUCUACAGAAUAUUGGAAAAUAUGAUUCUGGACUACUCAAGUUUGGAAACUUUAGAGGAACUCAUCUUUGGACCAGAUCUUCCAGACCUGGUGCUUGAACAUUUGGUGAAGAAGUGUAAAGAAUGGAAUGUGGAUGGUAAUAAGAGAACUACUGGUGGACAUAAUUACCUUGUUAUGCACAAGAUUAAACAGUUCUCAGCAUCACAAAUGUGUGAUUACCUCCUAUCACAGCCCAGUUUUACUUGUGGUCGGUACUGUUUAAUUCAUAUGAGACAACCUAAAGGACGUUUACAGUUCCUCAAUGAAUGUUCUAGUGACAUUAAGAGAUAUAUGAUAUCAGAUGAUGAUGAUAAUAGAGAUAUUCCAGAUGAUUUGGGACUUUUUGAUUGAGUGUUCAUCACUAUAUUUUAUAAGCAUAAGUAUUUUUGAAUGAAAAAAGAAUAUUUGUCGUAAUGUAUGUUCAAUUUUUGUUUAGAUUCAAGUUUUAAUGUUAAUUCAAAUAAGACAAUGGUUUUAUUUGUUCUAAAAGGGAUUUUGUUUUUUAGGAAAAAUCUCAAUAUAAGAAAUAUUGAUUAUGCAAUAGUUUGAAGUUUUAUUACCAGAAAAAGACAUCUGUGAACAUAUUAAGCAUGGUGCUUGAGAAGAUGUGUAAAUAUCAAUCAGAUCCAAUUGUUUGUCGUUAAAAUGUCAACCUUUUUAUUUCAUCUCCAAUCAGCCAUUAAAUUCAACAUAAUAGAUGAAUAGUAAUUGUUAAAUGUAUUUUAUCAGCUCUUAUAAUGAAAAUAUAAUAUCAGGAAAGAUGAUAUAAAAAUUGAAUGUGUAACUUUGUCUAUGUUAAAUAAUGACAUAUUAUAAUAUCAUGGUCU